Messenger RNA from Cuscuta epithymum, 5387 nucleotides. NCBI's taxonomy places the organism in Eukaryota, Viridiplantae, Streptophyta, Magnoliopsida, Solanales, Convolvulaceae. The record is from the annotation of a GenBank genome assembly.
UUAAAGUUCUUGCAAAUUAACCAAUUUUGAAGGUUCAUACUCUCAACAAUAGCAUAUGUAAGAGAUCAAGAAUGAAAAUUCAGGCAUUCAACCAGCAAGGCUACCAUUAGAAGAGAAGACUGCUUUGAAUUUACAGCUUCGUCUCUAAAAGUCUCAUAUUUUUAACUGUCACAGUAUUUUUAAGGGGAAAAUAAUUCAAAUACCCCAAACUUGCAUAUGUAAUACAAAUAUCCCGAACUUUAUAUAAAAAGUUACUCCCUCCGUCCCAAAAUGAUGGUCCUGUAUUUCCUUUUUGGGAUGUCCCAAAAUGAUGAUCUUGUUUUCCUUUUUGGUAAAGAACUAAAAGUGGAUUACCAUUUAUACCCCUCCUUUUUAAUGAAUAGUAAAAGUAAAAGGAUGAACCGUACAAUAAAGUAAGGUUAUUUAGUCUUUCUACCACACUUUAUUAAUCUUUGUGCCCAAAAGAAACAAGACCAUCAAAUUGGGACGGAGGGAGUAUGUUAGUAAUAGUUUAUAUAAUUUAGGAAACUUUGUGUCUUUUGGAAACUCUCGUUUAAUAUAAAUAUACCUUCCAGGACUCCUAUUGGAGUACCUCUUUCCCAUUAUUUCACAUGGUAUCAAGAGCCCAAACCUAAUUUUUUUUUUCUCUCGAUCCUUACUAUCGGACGAUGGCUUCGUCCGCCUCCUUCUCCACCGCUAUGGCUUCGGCUGCCAUGAGCUUGGCCGUUUCUUCUGCCCCGGAAUCCUCUUCAACAUCAAUCCUCCAACCAAGUGUGGUCUUCACCUCCUCCGCUGCACAUCUAUCUCCUACAUCCGGUUCUCCCUUGUUGCGGCCGGCCUCUUCCCUUCUCUUCACCAAUUUUCCUCCACCACCAACUUUUUCCAUAGCUGACAAUUCCCCUUAUGUUUCUACCAGGCCAUCUAUUUUUCCGGAACAUCAACCAGUUUUCCAGCCGCAGGCAUCGAUUCAGCCGCAGCAACCGGUCUUCUCCAGCCCUCAAGUCCCGGCUUCCUCGUUUUUUGGCUCCACCUUCUCCGGCUCUCCGGGUGUGAUUCGUCCAGAUGAUCAACCAGGUCAUUCCUCUCCAAUGGCAGCCCUUGCCCAAUCUGUGGCGCAUAUCACCACGGUCUCUCAAAUUGUCACCAUUAAAUUGAAAGCUGUCGAAGAUUAUCUCACCUGGCGCACACAGUUCGAAUCCUUCUUGGUAUCUCAAGGAUUGUUUGGCAUGGUGGAUGGCUCAAUUCAGGUACCCUCCAUGUAUAACUUUGAUUAUCUAAAUCGCCCAGUUCCAAACACAGAAUAUCAUUAUUGGCUCCGAGUAGAUCAAACAAUAAGAUGUUGGUUGUUUGCUACUCUAACUCGGGAUGUGUUAGUUGAUGUUCAUGAUCUGAAACACUCAGCUGCUAUCUGGGCUAGACUACAGACUAGAUUUAUGUCUGCCAGUUUACCCCGAUGCAUGGAACUUAAGCGAUUAUUGUCCAAUGUCAAGAAGAAAGAAACCCAAUCCAUGGAAGCUUAUUUACGGGAAAUCAAGAAUUUAGUUGAUGCUCUAGCCGCUAUUAAUUCUCCUGUUUCGCAUAAAGAGUUACUUCAGUCUGUUUUGGCUGGUUUGGGUCCAGACUACAAGCCUCUUGCCACUACUGUAUCUCUAUUUCCCGAAAACUUUCCCUUUGACAUUCUUGAACCCCGUCUCCUUGAAGCCGAACAACAAAUUUUAUCUGAACGUCAACAACACGCAGCUAUUAGUCAUCAAGCUUUUGCAGUCGCUGCUAAUGGGGGGCAGCAGCCGGCGGGCUAUGCAGCUCGCGGCAGGGGAGGCCGCGGCAGGGGACGAGGAGGCCGCCAGGGUCGUGGUCGUGGCCGAGGGCCACCACACCAGCCCUAUGGUUACCAGGCAGCACCGUUUUUCGGUGCACAGCAGCCGGCAGGAGCACCGCCAUCUCACGGUGGUCAUCCAGCAGUUCCUGGCAUCGGCCAGCAGGGGCUCGGUCAGCCUGGAACUAAUCAGCAGCAAGCUUAUUUUCAGGGGGUGCAAUCUUCUCGUCCAAACACUUCAGGUUCUGCAUGUAAUUCUGUUUUGUCAACUUUAAAUAUUAAUCCCUGCUUUACUUAUUGUACUAACGCUAGCUCUGCAGGCUUCCCAUCGGGUGAGGGAAUUCUUGGUUCUGUUCCACCGCCUGUUGUCUGUCAGCUUUGUUUCUCUGCAGGUCACUCUGCUCUUCAGUGUCCAUCCCGGUAUGCUCCGCCAUCUGCGCCAGCUUUGCUGACCUCCAAUGGAGAAUCAAACUCUGCUUUAUGGUAUCCUGACUCUGGAGCUUCGGCUCACAUGACUCCUACGGAAGGACAAACUUUCGGGGACGGUCCUUCUGCAAGCUCCUAGUCAUGGUCAUCUUUAUCCAGUCAGCCUCAGUCCUCAGACACCGCUUGCUUUGUCUUCCCUUGCUUCAUCUGGCUCGAUUUGGCAUCGUAGAUUAGGCCAUUGUGGCACUUCUAUUUUACGUACUUUACAUAGUCAGCAUCAUACUAGUAGUAUAUCUCCCUUUUCCCAUGACUGUAUUUCUUGCCGUUUAGGCAAAUCUCAACAUCUACCCUUUCUGGAUGCUACUCAUAAUACUACUAUGCCCUUACAAUUAAUUCAUUCGGAUGUUUGGCAGUCUCCUGUUUUAUCUAAUUUGGGUUUUAAAAAUUAUGUGUGCUUUAUUGAUGAUUUUUCUCGCUAUAUCUGGUUGUAUCCCAUGCACACAAAGGCGGAAGUGUUUCAUCAUUUUAAAAAUUUUAAAGCCUUGGUUGAAAACCUUUUUAAUACUACAAUUAAAAUUUUUCAAAGUGAUGGAGGGGGUGAAUUUGUUAAUUCUAAUAUGCAGCAAUUUUUUGAUAUCCAUGGAAUAUAUUUUCGAAAAUCUUGUCCUGACACGCCCCAACAAAACGGGGUUGCUGAACGUAAACAUCGACAUCUGCUAGAACUCACUAGGACUAUGCUACUUGAAUCAUCUAUUCCUAGUCAAUUCUGGGUAGAUGCUAUUUUUACGGCUUCAUAUAUUAUUAAUCGUUUACCUUCUCCGUUACUGGGUAACUCUUCUCCCUAUGAAAAACUUUUCCAAAAAGUCCCUGACUAUGCCUUUAUGCGUGUGUUUGGUUGCUCAUGUUUUCCAAACAUUUCAGCCUCUUCUGCAAACAAGCUUUCAGCUCGUUCUGUUCAUUGUGUUUUUCUUGGCUAUGCAUCUGGUUAUAAAGGGUAUCGUUGUCUUGAACCUAAAUCCGGUAGAAUAUAUGUCAGUCGUCAUGUUAGGUUCAUUGAACAUAGUUUUCCCUUUACCUCCCUAACCUCUUCUUCUUCUGACUUAUCCUCCCCUCCCCUUGAUAAUAUUCAAUUCACCCUUACCAAUAUCAUUCGACCUUCCUCAGCUACCUCCCUUCCUAUCCAUCCAACUCCUCCUUCUGUCAACCCAACGACCUCAGCACCCUCCUCGGCCAAUUUUCCGUCAACCCCAUCCUCGGUACCUUCCUCGGUCAGCUCCCAGUCCGCCCCACCCUUAGUCAAUUCCCAAACUUCACCUUCGGUCAUCUCAAACACCAACCAGACCCCUACUCCCUUCAGCCCAGGUUCGGCCGACACCCUACCCAACUCUCCGACCAGCCCCUUCCCAUUAGUUCAUCCUCCGCCUAGUCCACAGUCCUCGGCUGUUCUGUCUUCUCCUCCCAUCACCACAGUUGGUCCCCGAUUUAAUGUUCAUCACAUGCAAACUCGGGCUAAGUCCGGUAUUUUUAAACCCAAAUCAAUUUUUACGUUAAACACAGUGGUUAGUGCAGUUGAUCCUACUUGCUUUUCUGAGGCACAAAAACAUUUAAUUUGGCGUGAGGCUAUGGCAGAUGAAUUUAAUGCGCUUAUUUCCAAUAAUACCUGGGAUUUAGUUCCAUUUGACAGUUCUAAGAAUGUGGUUGGGUCUAAAUGGAUUUAUAAAACUAAAUUUCACUCUGAUGGGUCGAUAGAGCGUCAUAAAGCACGUUUGGUAGCUCAGGGGUAUAAUCAGCAGGCUGGUGUAGAUUUUUCUGAGACGUUUAGUCCUGUUGUUAAACCCACCACUGUUCGUAUCGUUCUUACUCUUGCUAUCUCUUUUGGGUGGGUUAUGCGUCAGUUGGAUGUUAAAAAUGCAUUUCUUCAUGGUCAUCUUACAGAGGAGGUCUAUAUGCGUCAACCGCAGGGUUUUAUUCAUCCCCAGUUUCCUCAUCAUGUGUGUCGUUUGCGCAAAGCCAUAUAUGGUCUCAAACAGGCCCCGCGGGCGUGGUUCCAUCGUUUUAGUAGUUUCUUACUUACUCAUAAUUUUGUGUGUAGUAAGUCAGAUAAUUCUCUGUUUAUUUACCGUCACGGUCAGUCAGUUAUGUAUUUAUUAUUAUAUGUGGAUGAUAUUAUUAUUACUGGCAAUUCUCCAUCUCUUGUGUCUUCUUUUAUUACCUGUAUUGCUUCUCACUUCGCAAUGAAAGAUCUCGGUGAUCUUCAUUAUUUUUUGGGAGUCCAGGCUGUUCGAAAUUCUAAAGGAGUGUUUUUGUCUCAACAAAAAUAUGUUUCUGAUCUUCUUCUUCGUUUUCACUUACACACUCUCAAGUCUGUUCGCACCCCAGUCGCCACUCGUACAUCUCUCUCUCUCACUGAUGGUGAACUUCUUGCUGAUGCUACGGAGUAUCGUAGUAUGGUAGGUGCAUUACAAUAUUUAACUUUGACAAGACCUGAUAUUACUUAUGCAGUUCAUUUAGUGUCUCAGUUUAUGCAUGCCCCACGCACCACUCACAUGCUUGCUGUCAAGCGCAUAUUCCGUUAUUUACAGGGUACACUUGAUCAUGGAUUGUGGCUUCAGAAAUCUGUCCGCUCUUUGUGUCUGGUGGCAUAUUCGGAUGCUGAUUGGGCAGGCUGUCCAGAUACUUCUCGCUCUACCACAGGUUUUGCUAUUUUUCUAGGUCCUAACCUUGUGUCUUGGAAGUCCAAGAAGCAACCUACAGUGUCCAAGUCUUCCACAGAGGCAGAAUACCGAGCCAUUGCAUACACAGUACAGGACACACUCCACAUACGUUCGGUCCUAUUUGAGCUCGGCUACCCUAUCCGUGAUCCUGUGCAGUUAUUUUGUGACAACAUCUCAGCUUCCUACUUAACUGCUAAUCCAGUUCAGCAUGCUCGCAGCAAGCAUAUUCAGAUUGAUUAUCACUUUGUUCGUGAGAGAGUUGCUCAUGGCGAUUUAUUCGUGAAAUAUGUUCCCACACACUUGCAGCUUGCGGAUAUAUUCACUAAGGCAUUGUCUAGUCAACAGUUUAAUUUUUUAAAAGACAACCUGCGCGUUGUAUCUCCCGCACAGCUUGAGGGGGUGUAAUAGUUUAUAUAAUUUAGGAAACUUUG